CGGGCCGGCUGCCCCGCAAUGGCGGAGGCCCACAGCGCCAUUUUUGAGGUGCCGUCCACGUCCAGAGGUUUGAGAUCGGGCUGACCGCUGUGGGGUUCAAAAUGAACGUUAUCGACCACGUCCGGGACAUGGUGGCUGCUGGCCUCUACUCCAACGUCAGAUUACUUAGCAGUUUGUUGCUGACCAUGAGCGACAACAACCCAGAAUUCUUCUCACCAGUGCAGAAAUACCAGCUACUUGUCUACCAUGCAGAUUCUCUUUUUCAUGAUAAGGAGUAUCGCAAUGCUGAAUCUAAAUACAAAAUCGCUUUGCAGCAGAAGAAGGCACUAACUAAAACUACCAAAGUAAGACCAGCUGGUGGGAGCACCCCUUCAACACCACAAACACAGUGUCUACCUUCAGAGAUUGAAGUCAAAUAUAAAAUGGCUGAAUGUUAUACAAUGCUGCGUCAAGAAAGGGAUGCAGUUGCAAUCUUGGACACUAUUCCUACCAGGCAGCGCACUCCAAAGAUUAACAUGAUGUUAGCCAAUCUAUAUAAGAAAGCAGGGCAGGAGAGGUCAGCUGUAACCAGCUAUAAGGAAGUUCUACGACAGUGUCCCCUGGCUAUGGAUGCAAUACUAGGUCUGCUGUCUCUUUCAGUGAAGGGUGCAGAGGUAGCAUCUCUGACUAUCAAUGUGAUUCAGAGCAUUCCAAAUCUGGACUGGUUAUCUGUUUGGAUCAAGGCAUAUGCUUUUGUUCACACUGGUGACAAUACCAGGGCAAUCAAUACUAUCUGCUCUUUGGAGAAGAAGUCAUUGUUGAGGGAUAAUGUGGAUUUAAUGGGAAGCCUGGCAGACUUGUAUUUCAGGGUGGGUGACAACAAAAAUGCCAUCCUGAAGUUUGAGCAAGCUCAGAUGCUGGAUCCAUAUAUAAUUAAGGGAAUGGAUGUCUAUGGGUAUCUUCUGGCAGGUGAGGGCCGACUAGAAGAUGUUGAAAAUUUAGGUGGACGUUUAUUCAACAUCUCUGAUCAGCAUGCAGAACCUUGGGUUGUCUCAGGUUAUCAAUGUUUGUACAGCAAACGAUAUUCACGUGCACUUUAUCUGGGAGCAAAAGCCAUUCAACUAAAUAGCAACAGCGUGCAAGCUUUACUAUUAAAAGGUGCUGCUUUGCGAGCAUUGGGCAGAAUCCAGGAAGCUAUUAUACACUUUAGAGAAGCUAUGCGUCUCUCUCCUUGCAGAAUGGAUUGCUAUGAAGGACUAGUUGAAUGCUAUUUGGCUUCAAACAGCAUUCGUGAAGCAAUGGUUAUGGCAAAUAAUGUAUUCAAAACACUGGGUCCAAAUGCCCAGACGUUGACACUCUUUGCGACUGUUUGCUUGGAAGAUCCGAUGACACAGGAGAAAGCUAGAACACUUCUGGAUAAAGCUCUGGCACAGAAAUCUGAUUAUCUGAAAGCAGUGGUCAAAAAAGCAGAACUUCUGAGCCGUGAACAGAAAUAUGACGAAGGCAUAGCUCUCCUGCGAAAUGCAUUGGCAAAUCAGAGUGUUUGUAUUCUGCAUCGGAUGCUUGGAGAUUUUCUUGUAGCUGUAAGUGACUACCAGGAAGCAAUGGACCAGUACAGCAUUGCAUUAAGCCUGGAUCCCAAUGAUCAGAAGUCAUUAGAAGGAAUGCAGAAGAUGGAAAAGGAAGAAAGUCAGACUGAAGCAGCUCAAGAGGAGGAUGUGGAUGACAUGGAGGGGAGUGGGGAAGAAGGGGAUCUGGAAGGGAGUGACAGUGAGACUGCACAGUGGGCAGACCAAGAACAGUGGUUUGGCAUGCAGUAAGGAAAACAUAAUAAACUUCACAUGGGCCUCUUCAAAUGAACUUUCAUGCUUGGAAUCCAUGUUUCUGUUACCUAGCUACCUUGGAUUUUAUAAUAAAUUAUAAUCAUAGCAUCCUAAUACAGAGGGAAUACAUGGUCAGGGAUCUGUUGUCUCGUGUUGUGUUUCUAUUACAAGAGUACUUAGUUUUGUUUUACAGAAACACUUGCUUUCCAUGAUGUUUUAUUCAAACCCGUUAACUGGCGCACUGACACUUGAGUGGGCUGAUGUGACCUUUGUAAUGUUACUUAUAAAUUGAACUAAGUGUGAGACUUUGUGAAAUCUACACAUUUUUGAGGUAAGGCAAAACCAAGCUAAACUCAGACUGCUGAAAUAUUUUGCUAAUUUUCAUGAAAGCUUUAAAAUAAAACCUGGACAGCCAAGGAAUGAAACAUAAAAAUAUAUAAAUCUUGAUAGGAGAUUAUAUAAAGUGAUAGACUUCAUGCAUUUGUUCAGUCACUUACACUGUAAACUACCUUAAUUUUUACCCUGACCUGAGUCUUUCCAUUGAAAGCAUAAUUUUCUCUCCAAUGUCACAUCAUCAAAAAAAAGGGUUUAAACUAUUCUUGGACCCAUUACCAAUUAGACUUUUACUGUAUGAAGGCCCAGAUUUGCUUUUAUCUUUGGUGCUGGCUCGCUCUUUUUAAUUCAUGCAAGAAUUAAAUUUGCACACUGCUGUAUCCAGUUUCACCAGGCAUUGUGGAUCAUAUAACUUAUUGUUUGUAUUAAAUCCUUUUGACAGCUGUGAUGCUCUGUACUGUCUCACCAGCUAGUUCUUGCAAUAACUGUUUUGAUAACUGUAUUGUGUAUUUUGUAAAUGGGGUUAAAAUGAAAUUUUUCAGUACUGAUUAAAAUGUAUACAGUGUAUACACUGUAGAUGUGAGUAUCAUUGUAUAUGAAAUGCAUGUCUUUUUCUUUAAAUAAAAAUUGAUGUCCUCCUUU
Hypanus sabinus (Atlantic stingray) is the source of this 2777-nucleotide messenger RNA. RefSeq names its product anaphase promoting complex subunit 7 (gene anapc7). Gene Ontology annotation, molecular function: protein binding. Bases 102 to 1799 code for a protein of 565 amino acids. The transcript is spliced from 11 exons. Gene Ontology annotation, biological process: cell division. The record is from RefSeq and is a predicted model, not a curated record. Lineage: Eukaryota; Metazoa; Chordata; Chondrichthyes; Myliobatiformes; Dasyatidae.